Molecule: messenger RNA, 1090 nt
Organism: Eruca vesicaria subsp. sativa (arugula)
Lineage: Eukaryota; Viridiplantae; Streptophyta; Magnoliopsida; Brassicales; Brassicaceae
Source: the annotation of a GenBank genome assembly
UAUAUCUUGAAGACGUGGAAAAUAGAGAGAAGCAGAAAUCAAAAAAGAUAUUAAAAAGAAAAAAAAAAAUUGUUGUUCUUAGUCCACAAUGGUGACUAUGAAACUUGAGAUUUGCAUCGAGUUUGUGAAACUAACCGUAGAUUUUGUUGCUGCCGUGGCAGAAUCAAUCGAAGUAGCUUUCCGUAACCGUCCUCCGCCGCCCAUUCGACAUUUAGCGGUGAGGCACGGUCGUCGGAGUAAUCACUCCGCCAUCCCCAUUCCUCUCGUGGGAUUUCUGUGAUUAAUGUAUUCGUCUCUUAUGGUUCAAGCUUUUUUUUGUUCUAUUAUUAUCUUGCCUUGAUCUGUCACGUGGUGCUUCGGACAAAAGUGAUUCGUAUGGAAUAUCAAAAACGAAAAAAUCAUGAAGAGUUUACCUACUUCGUUAAAAUAUAAAAAGCUUAUAUAGAAAUUCCCGAUUGUGUUUAUUAUUACUUUUAAGUUUCUUAUGUAAAAAAAAGAAAAAAAAGUUUCUUAUGUAUAUAUUCAUUAGACAUAAAAGUUGCUGUUAGAUUAUUCUGUUAUAUAGAAUACUAGGAUAAGAUCUGCGUUUUGCGCGGAGUGAAUGUAUGUAAUUAAAAUAUUAAUUUUUAGUAUUGACAAAUUUAAAAUUUACAUAUGAUUCUUUUUAUAUGUAUUUGAAAUUUUAAAAUUUUGGAGUUUUUAUAUAAUUAUCUAUACGUAAAAUCAGAAACAAUUGUAAUUAGAACUGUGGAUCAAAGCUUAGAAUUUAAUGGACCCGGUUUCAUAUAUCUUUUCACUUUUUAGUGUUCGAAUGAUGGAAAAUAAACAGAGUUUCACUGGACCUGAUUGGUAGAAUAUUAACAAGUUCCCUAAUGCUUUCUUAAGAAAUAGUUGCUAAAAUAUUUGCAUUUAAAAUAUAUAAAGUUUCAAAACUAAUUUAAUAUAAUUUAUUUAUUUGUCUAUAAUAUUAGAAAACUAUAAUUUUAAAAAUUACUUUAAAAAAUAAUAGUUUUAUGAAAAAUUAAGUUAUAUUUUAAAUUAUUUUUAAAAUAACAUUUUAAGAUUUUUUAAAUACAAAUAGACAAUUUAA